GUGUGCGUGUGUGUGUGUGUGUGUGUCCUGCAGGUUGAGAAGUCUGUGGUCCCGUCCUGUCCUGUGAGGAGUCUCGGAAUACGGAGGUUUAAAAGCAGCCGCCCGUUGAGAGGAGUGCUCCACCGCGCUGCAUCGUCCAGAGGAUAUCCAUCUGGGUUGACGUGCAAAAAAACGACAAAAUGACACAUUUUAAUAAGGGACCAGCCUACGGACUGUCGGCCGAAGUGAGAAGCAAAAUUGCUCAGAAAUAUGACCAACAAAAGGAGGAGGAGCUCCGCUUCUGGAUUGAAGAGGAAACUGGAAUGUCUAUCGGAGAAAACUUUCAGAAAGGCUUGAAGGAUGGUGUCAUCCUUUGCGAACUGAUUAAUAAGCUGCAGCCUGGCUCAGUAAAGAAAACCAACCUUUCACAGCUGAACUGGCACAAGCUGGAAAACCUUGGGAAUUUCAUCAAAGCUAUCCUGGCCUAUGGCCUAAAGCCCAAUGACAUCUUUGAGGCCAAUGACCUGUUUGAAAAUGGGAACAUGACUCAAGUCCAGACCACACUGCUCGCACUGGCAAGCAUGGCAAAGACCAAAGGUAUGGACACAAAGAUCGAUAUUGGGGUGAAAUACGCAGACAAACAAGCUCGGCAUUUUGAUGAUGACAAGAUCAAGGCUGGUCAGUGUGUCAUUGGACUGCAGAUGGGGACAAACAAGUGUGCCAGCCAAGCUGGAAUGACUGCUUAUGGAACAAGAAGACACCUGUAUGAUCCAAAAACUCAGACUGACAAACCCUACGACCAGACCACCAUCAGCCUGCAGAUGGGAACCAACAAGGGAGCCAGCCAGGCAGGCAUGUCGGCCCCCGGUACCCGCAGGGACAUCUAUGACCAGAAGGUGGCACUGCAGCCGCUGGACAACUCCACCAUCUCCCUCCAGAUGGGCACCAACAAAGUGGCGUCUCAAAGGGGUAUGAGUGUGUAUGGUCUGGGUAGACAGGUCUACGACCCCAAAUACUGUGCACCCCCAACAGAGCCAGUCAUCCACACUAACGGCAGCCAGGGCACCGGCACCAACGGCUCAGAGAUCAGCGACAGUGACUAUCAGGCCGAGUUCCAGGAGGACGAAUACCAUGGAGGUUACCAUGAUGACUACAGCACCACUUACAAUGAUCAAGGCAUUGACUAUUAGUGGAGACCUUCACCUUCAGAGCAGUAUUAACAAGUGUAUUUUAUCAAUUACACAACAGAGCAAUUUUUUUUUGCUAUCCUCACUAGUCUUUUUCUUCUCUUGAAGCAUAAAAUGAGAUGUUGCCUAGGUGCUUUCCUUCAGCACCUAGACUCUUUGGUCUGAGCAGCAAAGGUUGUAAGAACUUGUGUUAGCGUAGAGUAAUGAGAUACAGCGAUGAAAAUAUUUUAUAACUGAGGAGUAUUCUUUUUAAUUCCCAAUUUUUUUAAAGAUGUCUUAAUGAUGCAACACUGAAGUAGUGAUAACAUUGUGGAUCAAUGGUGUAGCGUCAGGUGGAACUGUUGCAUUACAGUGUUUUAAAUUCCUGGACUGAAACUGUGCCGAUGAUCCAUGUGAAAGGAAUUCCUGUGUUAAGCCGUACACAAUAGGCUGAUUUCCCUCUGUGGUCUGUCUGUAUUCAUGCACCCAACCACAGUUUGUCCCACUGGUAUUCCUUCAAUGUUUUCACUACAUUUAAAGACGAGAUUGUUUUUUCUUAUAAUGCUGAGCAUGAUGGCUGUUCACAUGUAUGGAUGACAAAACCCAAGCUGACUCUAUUUUGAAGCCAGGCUUCCAUAUUUUCACAUUGUUUCCUCUCUGUAUUCCCCAGCUGUAUUUAUAGCAUUGGCUUUCAUGUAAAACAGUCCACUGUUAUUUGGUUUAUAAAGAAAAGGGUGUGUUUUGAAUAAAGCCUUACAUUCUUCAGUU
Molecule: messenger RNA, 1913 nt
Organism: Acanthopagrus latus (yellowfin seabream)
Lineage: Eukaryota; Metazoa; Chordata; Actinopteri; Spariformes; Sparidae
Gene: cnn3a
Product: calponin 3, acidic a
Exons: 7
Coding region: 180-1169 (329 amino acids)
Biological process (GO): actomyosin structure organization
Molecular function (GO): actin binding
Source: RefSeq, a predicted model, not a curated record